CUGACCUCUAUACAUAUUUAUAGAGCUCAGCGACAAAAACUUGUUUCUUAAAUACCGUCGAAUCUUUAAAAAUAUAUAUGUCACAACAUCAAAAAAUGUCAAAAAAUAUAACCAUGUCAAAACAUUGUAAAAUACAAGUGGACACCAACCUGUUUUACUAGAGAAACCUAAUAGAUUUUGGUGAUGGCAUUAAAACCUACAACAUGUAAAGAAGCUAUUGCACGAUGGGAGAAAGAGAAAGAAGAAGUGGCUACAGAGGCAAAAGUUAUAGAGCUACAAUUCCAGUGGCCACCGAUCGAGAAAAUGGACGGAGCGCUCUCAACGCUUGUUAAUUGCGAAAAACUAAGUUUAUCAUCCAAUAUGAUUGAUAAAAUCGCCGGAAUCGCUGGAAUGCGAAGUCUGAAGAUCUUAUCCCUUGGGAGGAACUACAUAAAAUCUUUGGCGGGGAUCGAAACCGUUGCUGAAACAUUGGAAGAGCUCUGGAUAAGUUACAAUCCGAUCGAUAAAUUAAGAGGAAUUGGUGUGAUGAAAAAUCUACGCGUACUGUACAUUUCUAACAAUUUGAUCAAAGAAUGGGUGGAAUUCAAUAGAUUGCAGGAAUGUCCAGCGUUGAGAGACUUAGUAUUUAUUGGAAAUCCUCUGUGUGAGAAUCAGCCUGACGUGGAAACUUGGCGCACUCAAGCUUCCAACAGAUUGCAACAGAUAACAAAGCUAGACGGAAUACCUAUAGUCAGAGAAACUGAUUAAAUAAAUAUUCAUUAACGUUAAUACGCUAAAUAAAUAAUAGCAAACAAUAAUUCACUCAUUUUUUUACAUUUUGUGAUGAAGAAAUGCCGAAAUUCAUUAGAAGAAAACCAUUAAUACGAAUAGAAAACAAUGCGUACGUAGGUCCGUCAUCAUUAAAAAUGGUAAUAAGUACCUAUUCUUGUGUCUUUGAUCCAAAUCUAACGCAAAAGAUGCUAAACCAUAUCACACCUGGGCCGUUAUUUUGACAAAUACUUUUUGGUUAUUUUGUAACAUCUGACAUUUAAAAAAAUACAGCUGCAAAUAUAAUUGAAUGGUAUUUGCCUGAUCAAAAUAUUUAAAAGUAAAUCAAACAAUUUGCUGUGACAUUUUGAAGAAAUUAUGGUUAUUACGGAUAUACUCGGCUCGUAAUAAGUCAAUUAUAUUGCGGUAGAAACAUCAACGGUCAUCGGCCCUUUGAAUGAAUUAUUUCGAAUUAAUGGAGUCGUGAUUGCGUGAUAGUUUCUAUAACAAUGGCCAAUAGAGGAGCACUUGUUUGGGAUUUGGUACUGGUGAUAAUGCUUGAUAUAAUGACCGGCCAUCGGAUCGUCAUGUCCGUCUGACAUUUAUGACAGAUUAACUCUGGCGACACAUAAUAACUCACGGCACGCCAUCUAUCUAUUACUCGUAAAUGACGAAGUUAUUUUUGACAUUGUUAAGGGUGAAUUCAAUUAAUCGAGUACACUGAUUGACGUAUAAAUUAAAAGUAUAUAUUUUAUUCCAUAGAUAAUACACGCCGUUACGAUUUUUAUUUUUCAUGUGCA
Molecule: messenger RNA, 1547 nt
Organism: Papilio xuthus (Asian swallowtail)
Lineage: Eukaryota; Metazoa; Arthropoda; Insecta; Lepidoptera; Papilionidae
Product: dynein light chain 1, axonemal
Exons: 4
Coding region: 184-747 (187 amino acids)
Biological process (GO): outer dynein arm assembly
Cellular component (GO): cytoplasm
Molecular function (GO): alpha-tubulin binding; dynein heavy chain binding
Source: RefSeq, a predicted model, not a curated record